Messenger RNA from Sardina pilchardus (European sardine), 1288 nucleotides. It is a transcript of the gene sult2st3, whose product is annotated as sulfotransferase family 2, cytosolic sulfotransferase 3. Bases 145 to 1011 code for a protein of 288 amino acids. The record is from RefSeq and is a predicted model, not a curated record. Gene Ontology annotation, molecular function: sulfotransferase activity. Gene Ontology annotation, cellular component: cytoplasm. The transcript has 6 exons. Gene Ontology annotation, biological process: sulfation. Lineage: Eukaryota; Metazoa; Chordata; Actinopteri; Clupeiformes; Clupeidae.
CUGAACUAACUGUAAUUUGCGCUGUGUUGAUAACACCGAGCUGAAUACCGCCCCUUUGCCACCCCCCCGGGUCUGCUUUUGAGGUAGUUAGCGCUGCGACAGGAGAAGCGCAAACUGUCUCCAAGCAACUCGUGAAUACCCAAGAUGGAAAACGAUGGAAAAUACAUUGUAUACCACGGUCUUCUCUGUCCUAAGGAGACACAUUCUCUGGACAGUUUAAAAUACUUUGAGGAACUCAACGUGAGAGAUGACGAUGUAAUCGCCAUUACGUAUCCCAAAUCUGGUACAAUCUGGAUGCAAGAAAUACUUCCUUUGAUCCUUAAUGGAGGAGAUUUAACCCCUGUCCAUACAAUACCUAACUGGGACAGAGUUCCUUGGCUAGAGGAAACACGUGCUGCCUUAGUUCUGGACAACAAACCCUCACCAAGGGCCAUGGUGUCCCAUAUGCCAUAUCACCUCAUGCCUCCAACUUUCUUCUCCUCCAAGGCAAAGGUCAUAUAUGUGGCACGCAAUCCUAAAGAUGUGUUAGUGUCGUCAUUCUAUUUCCAUCAAAUGGCCCAUUUUUUGGAUGAUCCUGGAACGUUUGAAGAGUUUCUUGACAAGUUUCUUGCAGGGCAAGUACUGUUUGGAAAGUGGACAGACCAUGUUAAAAGCUGGAGGAAUACUAAUCUUGGAGACAGGAUUUUAUAUGUCACCUAUGAGGAGAUGGUCAAGGACCUCAGAGGAGCCCUCAGACGCUUUUCAAAAUUCCUUGGACGGGAGUUGACAGAGCAGAGUCUGGAGCAGGUGGUGAGCCAUUGCACCUUCGACUCGAUGAAGACCAAUGACAUGUCCAACUUCUCCCUGAUCCCUCAAGACAUAAUGGACAAGAAAAAGUCGCCUUUCCUGCGUAAAGGGAUUGUGGGAGAUUGGAAAAACCACUUAAGUCCAGACCAGGAGGUAAAGUUCAACGCUGUCAUUAAACAAGAGAUGGAAGGUAGCAACAUCAAAUUCCCCUGGGAUGAAGACUGAAACGUCACACUACACAGUGAUAUAGGCUCACUCAGUCACACGUUUCAGAGAUUUCCUCAUGUCAUUCAGAUAGGCCUAGACAUAGUGUGCAAAAGAAGUCUAACAAGAAAAGCAUCAAAGCUGAUAUUCUAAAUGAUUGCAGUUAAACAUCAAUAUGCAUACCAGUGAUAAUAAGGUGCUCAUAAACUACGUAUAUUUGUGUAGGCUACUGGUUUCAAAGUUAUGACCAAGUUAACUCCUGUACACUAAUCUCACAGUAAAGUCUUUAUUUUGUUUA